AUGGUGCCACUGAUACUUCUCGGCCUGGCCGCAAUCGUCACAGGCUCGAAACCACUCCCAACCGCGAUAAUAGACUCCGGUGCCAUUGUCGGAACAACCACAACUCUGCCCUCGUCGACUGCCGUUGUAAACAAAUACCUGGGAGUCCCUUUCGGUAAACCGCCUGUUCGAUUCAGUCCACCAGAGCCCGUUGACCGCUGGUCCACAUAUUAUAACGCGACAAAAUGGGGGCCAGCUUGCAUCCAAGAAGCAGGCCCGGCAGUCCAAUUUUUAUUCGGUCUGCUGGACAUGCCACCUCCCCUGGGCGGAGAGGAUGAAGAUUGCCUAAACCUCAAUGUUUUCACACCAGCCGAUGCGUCGGCUGGCUCAAAGGCCGUUCUUGUCUGGAUUUACGGAGGCGCUUUUCGUAAUGGUGCAUCUGCGGUGCCUCAGUAUGAUGGAUCGAGUUUCGCGGCCAACCAGGACGUAGUGGUGGUUACCAUUAACUACCGCACCAAUGCCUUUGGAUUCCCUGCCGAUGAAAGUCUUCCAUUGAGGGAAAGGAACCUAGGUUUGCUGGACCAAAGACUUGCCCUUGAAUGGGUGACUCGAAACAUUGCUGGCCUCGGCGGUGACCCAUCCAAGGUGACAAUCGUGGGAGAGAGCGCUGGAGCAACUAGUGUCGAUGCGCUUGUUGUGACUCCCCCGGAACCGGUACCAUUCCGCGCAGCUAUCAUGGAAUCUGGCCAAACCUCCAUCCAGACCUCGUUCGACACAACCGCCAAGAGCUACCGACAGUCCUGGCAGAAGCUGCUCAAUGCCACGAAUUGUGCCUCUGAGAAUUCCAUCGAAUGCCUUCGAACCGUCCCCGCCCAAGAUCUGAAGAAGCUCGUCACAAAGGGUGGGCUGGUAUUUGGCCCCGUCCGCGACGAUUUCACGCUGGCAAAAAAGCCUCGCCAGAAGCGCCUCAAUUCCGUCAAGAAUGAGACUUCGAUCGCUCGAGUCCCAGUCCUCAUUGGUAGCAACGGCGAUGAAGCCAUGACAACGAUCAUUGGACAAAAUGAUCCCAAGAAAGCUCUCCAGCCCGUCGUCGGCAAUUACACAGACAUGCUCCUUUCCAAAUACCCUCUUGGAUCACCAGGAGCACACACAGAGCACGAGCGAUUGUCUCUCAUCAUCACGGAGUUCCAAAUACAAUGCGUAUCCGCCGCAUACGCGAACGAGAGCGCUUUCGCUGGCAUCCCUACUUGGCGAUACCUGUUCAAUGCAAGCUUCCCCAACAACGAGAAGGGAUACGGUGCUUAUCAUACUUCCGAAAUCCCCUUUGUCUUUGGUACAUACCCACAACUAAACAAGACCCAAUUCGAGGAAGAUGUCAGCAAAUCAAUGCAAACGGCCUGGGCAGAUUUUGCCAAGGACCCCUUCAAAGGACCGGGCUGGGCAAAGGAGCCCGCUAUUGGAAUUUUCGGAGAUGGUGUCAAGGCCGGUAUGAGCGUCAAAGGGAAGAAGCCUCUGAGGGCAGUUCCUUCGAAGCAGGUCGAUUUCAGAUGUCCGCUUUAUCUACCCUUUUACACUUGA
Penicillium manginii is the source of this 1557-nucleotide messenger RNA. RefSeq names its product carboxylesterase/lipase family protein. NCBI's taxonomy places the organism in Eukaryota, Fungi, Ascomycota, Eurotiomycetes, Eurotiales, Aspergillaceae. Gene Ontology annotation, molecular function: cholinesterase activity. The record is from RefSeq and is a predicted model, not a curated record. The coding region runs from base 1 to 1557 and encodes 518 amino acids. The transcript has 2 exons.